AGUGAUUACCCUUGAGAAAAUCCUCGAUUUCUGCUUUAACCUCUCAAAGAACGCAAAACUUAAACUACCAACACCACUUGGUCAAAGAAUUCAGAACCACCCUCAUAACAGCUGUACAGCUUUAAAACUUGCUUUCAUCUUUCGGCUCAAAUCCACUAAAGAUGAACGUUCUCAACCUUUUGAAGUCUCGUCAACCUGAGUUCUCUGCCCCGAGCUGGGACAAGGACUCUUGGAGCGCUCGGUUUUGCGGAACGGAAGACUCGGUCCAGCUGUUGCCGGAACAGGAAAACUUAUUCGAGCCGAAAACUUUUGCGGACUACUUCAAGUGGCAGUCUGUUGUGGAUGCGUGCAUAGCCCGGCCGGGGAAGGAGGACAAAUGCUUUUUCCACGCAGAAGGCGAUGCAAAGACCGUCGAAAGCAGCAGCAUUUAUUUCCAGAACAAAACGCAGCGGAAAUACGUUUCAACUACAGAAACCCCCUCUCCCGCGAGCACCAGCGCACCCAGUAGCGACUGCGAGGACGAGAUUGUUUCGAAUGUUGGGAUCUUCCGCAGCUCUCCGCACCAGGUUGUUUCCGAGGUUGAUUCCCAGGCCGAUGCUGCUGCUGCUAUUUUUCCUGAUUCGACGACUUACGGAAACGACGAGAAAGAUGUUGCUUUCGAAUACGAGCACGAUUCCAUUGCUGACGAAAUCGAGUACGACGACAGUGUCACGGUCAUUGCCACGCGCGGACCCGAUGAAGACUUCGGAAUCUACAAUGCGUGGGGAAGCGAGCAGAUCGGGGCAGAGCAGCCGGAUUGUACAAGCUAUUCCCACCAGCAAACUGAUUCCCAUCUUCACCAGAAUGCCCUCGUUUCAUCUGCGGUCACCACGGAAUUCGAAGAUGACAUCGCUAUCGGGGAUGUCGCUGGUCCUGCUAGUACAACCAAAGACGAAGCAGUGGUGGAGGAAGCUCCGAAAAGAGUGCUAGCGGAGAAGGGCCAAUUGCUGAUCGCGUCUGCCGCUGAGUCUGCGCCGAAAAGGGACAAGUUCAACCUCAUCAAUCUGAGUCUCGGGCAGUUUGUUCAAGCCGUUCGUGUUGGGAAGAACGUCGCGACAGGAAAGGACCCCUACAUGCUGGGAAACACCCUCAUCAAGCGGUCAAAGCGGGGUCAUGAUCUGCCUCAGGUAUACUAUAACUGCUAUACUUUUUUUUGCCGCUUGUUUGUUUCCUCUGUUGCAAUUGGAUCGUUUAAGGCUCCAAAGGAUGAAUAUCAUGAUGUAUUUGAUAAAAAACUCAAAAAUACAGGUGCUUAACCUCGAUCGCUGCGACGCUUUACAAAAGAACAUCGCGGUCACUUUCCAAGAAUGCGCAGCACCGGCACCGAUGGUUUUCUCAAAGUUGCAGCUCGUGGCGCUGGCGCACUACUUCAAUUACCGGAAGAACCACGUCGGCGAGUUCCCUGCUACGGCAAGAAUGAUGCACGCGGAAAACCAUUCGACUGGUGUGGAAACCAGAACUCUUUCCCUUCUGCAGGUGGCCUCGAAUCGAAUUUCUGAUGAGCAUUGCUGGAUGCCAUUGCUUUUGCUAGUGCCCACCACGCUCACAAGCACGACUGCGCUGGCACUGAUUUUCCGUGCACCUGGAACAACACACAAGUAUUUUCCGACCCGCCUACCCCUACCUGAUGCUUUUUCUGUUUUGAUUUCGUCCCCAACAUUCCGAGUUCACACGCGGCAGGAAGGCAGCGCAACGCCAUUUUUUGCACAAGAUUUUAUCAAGACAGCCGUGGCAGGGUUGAACCUCCUACUCCGGUUUUUGCUCAUUUCGUUUUGUAAAAUUUUCUUGACAACGUAUUUGCUUUUCUCGAGUAACACUUUCAACCUCUAGGAAGUGCUCAUGCAGGGUUUUUUUUGUUGCUGGCUUUCCACAUGUCUUUUUUUUGUUUCUUCAUCCAUGUUUUCACUAGUUUGAUCUCGAUGUCUGAUGUGAUUGCAUUUAAAAACAAGUAAAAAGUAGCAUGUGCUAGUAGCACAUGCUGCUCAGUUUUGCGGCAACAUUCACUAAGAUCUUGCAGUUUCGAAUUCUCCUUAGGGAACGUGAAUGCAAUGGUCUUUACCUAAGGCGCACUUGCACGAAUGACGUGGCAUUCUUUGCACAAUAAGUACUUGAGUUUUCCGUAUCAGAUAUUUCCGGGUAAAAACAACUGUGACGUGACUGCUUGGUUGCGAAUUCUUGUCCUUUUGUUCAUGCCAGUCGUUGUUGUGCGAUGGCGUGUGCGAAGAUAGUGACAUUUGAUGUGGUAUUUUGCUCUUGUCGAUAAACCGUAUCGAUGAAGUAAUCUGAUUUCGGUCUGCUAGUACCACCCACACUCUAAGUCCUGCGCGCUCUCGAUUAGUUACCACACUGAAUUCAUGAGACCUAGUCGACCUACAUGCACAUUUGAUCACGACACUGCUGUGCAACCAUGGACGCAGAGCGGGCUCAAAUAGACCGCAAGAAGCGGGAUCUCUGUAGCACCCUGAGUGGGUGCAAGUGGUUCGACCCGCGACACAUCUUGACGUACAGAGCCACAGCACUAACUCUUACGAAAAGACAAAAGACUGCGCUGCUGGAGUUGCAGCGCAUUGAGCUCGAACUAACACGAGAACAGCGAAAGGGUAGCACGUGUGC
This is a messenger RNA of Amoebophrya sp. A120, 2652 nucleotides long. The record is from the annotation of a GenBank genome assembly. NCBI's taxonomy places the organism in Eukaryota, Dinophyceae, Syndiniales, Amoebophryaceae.